UAAAUAUAUGUUAAUUUAGUCUUAUAAUGUUUAAAGAAUGUUUUAAGUUUUAUAAACAUAUUAAUUCAUCUGAACAACUAUCAGAUGUUAUAGACUUUGCAAAUGAGAUCAAUACCGAACUCAUGAAGCCUAAGAAAUUAGCAUCAGAAUUUUCUAACUAUGAUAAAAAAAUACUAGACAAUCUAGGUUUAAAGAGUGAUUUAUCAGAUUGGAAUUGUUAUGAUGUUUUAAAUAUACCUGGUUUAAUAUUUAUUAAAAAUCCAUUUACAUCAAAUGGUCAAAAAUAUUGGAUAAAACGAUGCAUUGUAGAUUAUACGAGAAAGCCAAAUCGAUUAAAUAUUGAUGCACAUCAUAUCCUUGGUGAUGAAGAAGAUUGGUGGACUACAGCAAAUAAGUUAGCUGUAAAUUAUAUUUAUGAACUAUGAUUAAUAUUAAAAC
This is a messenger RNA of Diuraphis noxia (Russian wheat aphid), 438 nucleotides long. It is a transcript of the gene AlkB, whose product is annotated as alpha-ketoglutarate-dependent dioxygenase AlkB. Gene Ontology annotation, molecular function: ferrous iron binding; broad specificity oxidative DNA demethylase activity; oxidative RNA demethylase activity. Gene Ontology annotation, biological process: oxidative RNA demethylation. The record is from RefSeq and is a predicted model, not a curated record. NCBI's taxonomy places the organism in Eukaryota, Metazoa, Arthropoda, Insecta, Hemiptera, Aphididae. Gene Ontology annotation, cellular component: nucleus; cytoplasm.